Corylus avellana is the source of this 751-nucleotide messenger RNA. It is a transcript of the gene MTACP2, whose product is annotated as mitochondrial acyl carrier protein 2. Gene Ontology annotation, biological process: fatty acid biosynthetic process. The record is from RefSeq and is a predicted model, not a curated record. NCBI's taxonomy places the organism in Eukaryota, Viridiplantae, Streptophyta, Magnoliopsida, Fagales, Betulaceae. Gene Ontology annotation, cellular component: mitochondrion. Gene Ontology annotation, molecular function: acyl carrier activity; acyl binding.
CAUUUCUCACUCUUUUUCUUCGGUGCUUAAGAUACACAGAGAGAGAGAGAGCAGCAGCAGAAGUUUGUGGAAAGAGCUUCUUAUGGCAGCGGCGGCGAGGAGCGCUUUGCUAAAUCACCUGAGGGUGCACGUUCAGGCCGUGCCUCGAAACCCUAGUUACACGCUCUCCUUCAACGCGAUACGGCGCCGUUUCCUCUCCGAGGAGGUCCGGGGCUCCUUCCUUGACAAAUCCGAGGUCACCGAUCGGGUCAUCUCCGUCGUCAAGAACUUCCAGAAGGUUGAUCCUUCCAAGGUCUCAGCAAAUGCCCACUUUCAAAAUGAUCUUGGGUUAGAUAGUUUAGAUGCUGUGGAGAUCGUGAUGGCACUUGAAGAAGAGUUUGGGUUUGAGAUCCCUGAUAAUGAAGCAGACAAGAUCAACUCCAUCAGCCUUGCUGUUGACUUCAUUGCUUCUCACCCUCAGGCAAAGUAGAGGGAAACUGUUGAGGCCUUCUCAAAUUUUCCUAAUGUUUAUUGUGAGGCUUUAGCUAUGAGUAGAAAUCUUGAACGCUUGAACCUUUUAUUUCCUUAUUCUCUUUCUCGAAAUGCUAUUUGGUUUUCCUGCCCUUUUGAAUCCUCUCUUUAAAGAGUUUUGGGCAUGUAAUGCUGUUUCUCCAGGUAUGGAAUGGAAGCUGAGUGUAGUGACUCGAACUACUCGUCAAAAAUUUAUUUGCUGAUGUUUCAUUUCAAUAAAAAUAAUUUGGUUAAUGUUUAA